UCUAACGUGGGAGGGGUUUUUUUUUUUGCUCGAAAUGUUCUUCUUUUUUUCUGUUUCGUCUUUUUUUUUUUUUUACUGUCUGACGAGCAUAACGAGGUUUAGGUGUUUGUUGCAAUAAACCCAGUGAGCUGACGGGAGCGAGUAGCAUUAGCAGGCCAUUUUCCUCGUUCGUGAACGUGCUGUUUAGACCAAAAGACCAGGAGUUCCUCCCUUUACAUUUAUUAUUCUUUUUAAUUUACAACCGGGGGGGCUUUCCUCUCGUCAUGGACGGCUAGACCCCGCAAAGGAGAUGCCCUGAAGGAGAGGGAGAGGUUUGAGAUGUUUCUCGUCUGUCUGUAUGUGAUUUUUUUAUUUUUUUAAUUGGGUCUGUAGACUACAAAUUUCCCCCUUGUGGGACAAAUAAAGAUUAUCUUAUCUUAUCUUAUCCUGCAGACUUUUCAUUGCCUCGGCACGUUGAUUCUCGUUCCUCUUUAUUGCGUUAGGCAUUGUGUGUUAGGGGUGAGCAACAGGAGUUUUUUAAGACAUAGAUCAGCUCAUGUGGGUUGACUUUGUUUAGUUUUUCAGUAAAUUUCGACUAGGAGUGGAAAUAAAGAGCUUGAAACCUCUUUUUUGGGGGGGGGGGGUGAAAAAUUGUCUGUCAAACAGUUUUUUUUUUGUAGUUUGCUGCAACCCUAGCUGCCGUAUCAAAAGAAAAAAAAUAAGUUGAGGCAACGCUGUAUUGUUUGAGUUCAACAUGUGCGUGCCAAAUAUACGUAACGCUGAUGUGGAUCCUGGCUGAUUUGGUAUUUCCCCACCCCCUUUCUCCCCACCCACCACUCAUUUAACAUGCAUAGGUGGUACGGCUUUUGUCCCUCCCAUUUCGUUUUUACUGUCAGCUCUCCUUUGUGAGAGUGAGUGAAACAUCUCAAACUUCUCCCCCUCACGAGGGGCAACUCCACUUUCCUCGCUCAUCUUCAUCACCCGAAAACAUGGAGACUCUCCUUCAACUCAAGAACAAUCCGUUUCUGUUGGGCCUUUGUCGCAGCGGACCCCCGCCUGACCUGCAGUAUGAUAACUCCUCAGAACUGUUCCGCAUCUCCACCUUUGCCCGCUUCCCGGCAUCGGGCGUCAGCGAGCGCAGCCUGGCUCGCGCCGGCUGGUUCUACACGGGCGUCGGCGACCGCGUGCAGUGCUUCCGCUGCAACGUGACGGCAGAAGGCUGGCUGGCGGGCGACUGUCCCGCCGAGAAGCACCGUCAGCUGUCGCCGUCCUGCUCCUUCGUGCAGAGCCUGCCAUCCGCCCCCAACCUGCUCUCCUCUUCGCACUCGGCCUUCUCGCCGCUCCGCGUCGCCACCGGCGUACCGCUCCCCGCUCCAGGCCCGGCCACCUCGAACCCAGCGGGAGGUGCGGUAGAGGAGCCGGCGGGCUACCUGAACAUGGGGUUCUCAGGUCCGCCGCCGCCCUCCAGCCCGCUGAGCUCUCGCGGCGUGGAGGACAUGUCGCACCAGCGGCCCCCCGCCUGUCACAACCCGGCCAUGCGGCGCGAGCAGGACCGCCUGGAUUCCUUCCACGCGUGGACGCUAUCCAUCAUCACGCCCGCCGAGUUGGCCAAAGCAGGCUUCUACUUCCUGGGGCUGGGCGACCACGUGGCCUGCUUCAGCUGCGGUGGGCAGCUCAGCAACUGGGAGCCGGGCGACCGCGCAUCGUCAGAGCACCAGCGCCACUACCCCAACUGCCGCCUAGUGCGGGGCGACCGCACCGACAACGUGUCGCUGACGGGGGCGCCGCCCUCCUCCUCCUCCUCUUCCUCCUCAUCAUCGUCGUCUGCCGCUCUCAACAACGUGUCCAACCCGUCUAUGCGGCAGAAUGACGAGCGGCUGCUCACCUUUGUCAACUGGCCCACGCGCAUCCCUGUCAGGCCCGAGCAGCUGGCCAAGGCGGGAUUCUACUAUGUCGGUCGUAACGACGACGUGAAGUGCUUCUGCUGCGACGGAGGUUUGCGCUGCUGGGAGUCGGGAGACGAUCCCUGGGUGGAACAUGCCAAAUGGUUUCCACGGUGUGAAUAUUUGCUGCAGGAGAAAGGUCAAGAGUUUGUGCACCAAAUUCAGGCGCGCUUCCCUCGACUCUUUGAGCAGCUUUUGACAAAUGGAGACAGCAGCUCCAGGGAGUUUGUGGAUCCACCAGUGGUGCACCUGGGCCCGGGCGACGAGCGCUGCGAGGACGCGGUGAUGAUGAACACGCCCGUCAUCAAGUCGGCCCUGGAGAUGGGUUUCGAGCGCGGCCUGGUCAAGCAGACGGUGCAGAGCAAGAUCCUCAGCAGCGGCGAGAACUACCGCACCGUCCAGGAACUGGUCUCGGACCUGCUCAGCGCAGAAGACCAGAAGAGGGAGGAGGAGCGCGAGAUGAUGGCCGAGGCCAUGGCAUCGGACGGUUUCACGUUUGUCAAGCGACACCAGGCGGCUCUAGUGCAGCGGCUCAAGAGUGUGGAGCCCGUCUUGGAACAUCUCAGAGAGCAAAAUGUGCUGAGCGCCGAGGAGUACGGCGGGCUGCAAGCGCAGACGUCACCACAGCAGCAGACGGCUCGUCUCAUCGAGCUGGUCCUCACCAAAGGCAAUGCGGCCGCAGAGGUUUUCCGCAACUGGAUACAAAAGAACGACGUGCACCUUCUGCGAGAGCUCAUGGCUCAGUCCAACGAAGCGGCAUCCCCCAGCCAGGACCUGUCGGGUCUUCCCAUGGAGGAGCAACUGAGACGUCUUCAGGAGGAGCGAACGUGCAAAGUGUGCAUGGACAAGGAGGUCAACAUCGUCUUCAUCCCGUGCGGACACCUGGUGGUGUGCAGGGAGUGCGCGCCGUCCCUGCGCAAGUGUCCCAUCUGCAGAGGACUGGUCAAAGGCACCGUGCGCACCUUCCUCUCAUAAAAAGCACCGCAAAAAUCACUGUUGAAUGUAACACGCAGCUUUUGACAAAAAGCCCCCCUAACAUACACAGUACACAUAUCAGUGAAAUAAAAAAAAUUGCUAACUCAUG
This is a messenger RNA of Hippocampus zosterae (dwarf seahorse), 3006 nucleotides long. It is a transcript of the gene birc2, whose product is annotated as baculoviral IAP repeat containing 2. The record is from RefSeq and is a predicted model, not a curated record. Lineage: Eukaryota; Metazoa; Chordata; Actinopteri; Syngnathiformes; Syngnathidae. Gene Ontology annotation, cellular component: spindle microtubule; nucleus; cytoplasm. Gene Ontology annotation, biological process: regulation of apoptotic process; regulation of cell cycle. The transcript is spliced from 12 exons. Bases 969 to 2897 code for a protein of 642 amino acids.